Messenger RNA from Daucus carota subsp. sativus, 1576 nucleotides. RefSeq names its product 2-oxoadipate dioxygenase/decarboxylase, chloroplastic. Bases 221 to 1357 code for a protein of 378 amino acids. The record is from RefSeq and is a predicted model, not a curated record. Gene Ontology annotation, molecular function: oxidoreductase activity. NCBI's taxonomy places the organism in Eukaryota, Viridiplantae, Streptophyta, Magnoliopsida, Apiales, Apiaceae. The transcript is spliced from 7 exons.
GAACGGACUACGUCAACGACUAUUGCCAUGUAGGAUUUGGGAAAAAAAAUUGGUAACAAUAUCAUGAUAAUCAGUGUUUUCCAUUUAUAAAUUCGAGGAGAAUAGGAUUGCAAGGAAUCGUAUCGUCGUUUUUGAACAGGGUUUUUGGUCUCAGUGGACGUUACGUAAACCCUCCAUGCUGUGGACUAGUUUCGAAUAACAUACAAAACUGAUCAUUCAGAUGAAAAAGAUGAUGAUGAGACUCUCUUCUAUCUCAAACACUGCUAAUUUUAAUUACUUGCCAAACUCUUCUUCUUCUUUCCCCAAGUACAAUCAUCAUAAUAAUUUUUCUCCCACCAAACUUGUUUUUUCUGCAAAAUCGAUCCCCGGGGGCUGUCGGAGUUUCUCUAUGGCUGGCGUUUCUGCUGCUUACUCAAACAACGGAAAUGGGACUCAUGAUUCUGAUUACAAGGGAGGUGUAUCAUUCCUUAGAAGUGUACUGGGAAGUAUGGAGGCUGUUUAUCUGAAUAGGAACCCCACUGCCAAAGCCAUUUUGGAGCUUGUUCAUUCAACUGACAAUGAUCAUAUAUGCUAUGAUCAUAUUGCUUUUCGGACAUUUGGGGUAAACGGUCAUGGAAUCGAUGCUUUGGCUAAAUUUUUCCUAGACUUCGGUUAUUCUCAAAGAGAUGAAUUAUGCUUUCCAGCAAAAAAGUUAAAAGCUUUCUGGUUUUCUCCGCCUAGUCUUCCAAUUCCUGAAGGCGGGAGUGGUAUUAAUGGUCCCUUGCCCAGAGUAUUUAUAUCAGAACUUCUUGUGGAUCAAAUGAGUUCACAAGCUCAGGAUAUAAUUAGAAAGUAUACCAACAUAUCAGAUAGGGCUUGUAAUCACGCAGCACUUGCGAGUGCACUCGGAUCCUUAACAUGGGAGAAGCCAUUGCAUUCUGAAUUCCAGAGAUUGGCUAGAGAGAGCGAAUAUGCUGCUUGGACUCUAGUUAAUGGAUAUGCAUUAAAUCAUGUCACAAUAUCUGUUCACCGUCUAACAUCACAGUUAAAGAAUAUCGAAAGCUUCAAUCGAUUCAUCGAGGAAAAUAGUUUCAAGUUGAACUCUGAAGGGGGAGUUCUGAAAGUAAGCCCUGAUGGUCUUCUGCUACAAAGUUCAACUGUGGCAGACUCAUUCUCGUUUGAGUUCUCUGAUGGUGUCACAGAUUCAGUACCUUGCUCCUACAUAGAAUUUGCUGAACGCACUGUUUUGCCACAAUACAAAGAUAUGCCUGAAAAAGAGAUCAAGGAGUAUCACAGGCGUGAGGGAUUCGAAGUUGGUAAUGCUGACAAGAUUUUCGAGAGCACAUCUAUGGAUCAAUUAACAAGGAGAACUGGAUGAGGGAUAGAAGCAUCAGCUUCUGCAUUCCAUCAUAUUCGACUUUUCAAGGAUGUAUAUCCAUGAAGUGCUUUCUGUGCUGGUGAAUUAAUAUGCCUUGAACCAGAGGGCUGUGUGCGCCUAGUUGUUUCUUGUCAUUACAGUGUUUCUCUAUCUAUGAGCAUUUGGUGUAAACAGUUGAAUAUAUGUCUCAGUUUUUAAUCAGAAUGGUUACAAAGACUA